Lactuca sativa (garden lettuce) is the source of this 18429-nucleotide messenger RNA. RefSeq lists its product as uncharacterized. Lineage: Eukaryota; Viridiplantae; Streptophyta; Magnoliopsida; Asterales; Asteraceae. The record is from RefSeq and is a predicted model, not a curated record. Gene Ontology annotation, molecular function: zinc ion binding; nucleic acid binding; structural molecule activity.
ACAUUAUAGAAGAUAAUAAUUCCAUCUUAUCUUUUGUAAUUAUGUAAGUGUCGGCAAGAAUAAUUUGUAUUUGUCGUUUGUAUUAAAAUAGUGUCGGUAGGAUGUAAGACCCUCCAUAGUCUAGGGGUCUAUAUUGUAAAUUAUGUGUAUCGUUUUGCAAUCAAACGAUUGCAACAAUAGUUGUAACCGGCUCCUUCGAGCCUAUAAAUAGGGCCUUCGCCCAUAUGAAAUAAACAAGUUAAGUUUGAGUGUUUAAGACUUGAGUUGAUCUCAAAGUUCUUCUCUGUUGAAAUAGUUUGUCUAUUUCUGAAUAGCAGAGCCCUAUCAAAACUAUCCACAUAAACAUUCAAUUAUUCAACAUAAUCCAUCAUCAAGACAAUCCAACGCAUCAUUCAGGUAUAAUCUUAUCCUAAUAUUCAUUUAUCCGUCAUGUUGUUAAAGUUGAGAAUGAGAAUGAGGUAAGCAAUCAUCAUUAAAGAAAACACAUCAUUGAAGAUAAUGAAACAUUAUAGAAGAUAAUAAUUCUAUCUUGUCUUUUGUAAUUAUGUAAGUGUCGGCAAGAAUAAUUUGUAUUUGUCGUUUGUAUUAAAAUAGUGUCGGUAGGAUGUAAGACCCUCCAUAGUCUAGGGGUCUAUAUUGUAAAUUAUGUGUAUCGUUUUGUAAUCAAACGAUUGCAACAAUAGUUGUAACCGACUCCUUCGAGCUUAUAAAUAGGGCCUUCGCCCAUAUGAAAUAAACAAGUUAAGUUUGAGUGUUUAAGACUUGAGUUGAUCUCAAAGUUCUUCUCUGUUGAAAUAGUUUGUCUAUUUCUGAAUAGCAGAGCCCUAUACAAACUAUCCACAUAAACAUUCAAUUAUUCAACAUAAUCCAUCAUCAAGACAAUCCAACGCAUCAUUCAGGUAUAAUUUUAUACUAAUAUUCAUUUAUCCGUCAUGUUGCUAAAUUUGGUAUCAGAGCUAAGUAACGUUCUUAUUAUUUUACAUAUUCAAUCUAUCGUCAAUAAGAAGAUAAACAUAUGCAACAUCGUAAACAUAAUAACGAAAAAUCAAUGUUUUUAAAUACUCAUAUUUAAAUAGUCAUCACCAAUAAUUAAAAUAUUUAUCAUAAGAAGAUUUAAUAUCAUAAAUAUGUCUCAAGAUAUUUUCAAUUGUUAUAUUACUUUUAUUUCUCCAUGAUAGUAUCAUUUCGAGUUUUUCUAACUAUUAAUUCUACAAAAUUUGAAAUUUUUAUAAUACUCGUUUUUAAUAAUAAUAAUCAAAUUAAUCAAAUUCAUGCUUGAAAUAUAUAUUUAUCUCUAACAAAAUUUUGAUGAAUUGUAUUCCUAAUAAAAAUAUUAUUUUAAGAAUACAGCAAAUCGAUGAAUCUAUAAAUAAUUAUGAGCAAAAUCUCAAUCAUUCUUACGAACCUAAUAAUCAACGUACGAUUUUAAACAAUAACCGAUGUUAGAUAUUUUAUAAGAACUAGUACUAAAAUUCGUUACAAGCAAAUACGUCAUCUAAAAACAAAACUAUUUGUAUUUUAAAAUAAAACAUAUAACUUUUAAAUAUUAAUAAACAUUCAUUUAUACUAUUAUUUCUAUCCUUGGUAUGACCGUCUUUAUUUGUCAUCUUAAACAUUAUAUAAAUAAUCAUCAUUAUAAGUUAUUAAAGUUAUAAUUAUGAGUUUUUCAGGCCUAAACACAUAUAAACAAGAAUUAAAUUUUUUUCGUAAAACAUUAAAACAGUCUAAAAAAUUUCUUCUAAAUUUAAAAAUAGAUUCUAACAUAUCAAUAAUAAAUUGUAUAUCUAAUAUUGAAGCAAUACAUAUAAUAAAUAAUAGUAUAAAUUGGAAACAAGAACAAAUAAAAAACCUUGAAGAUAAGAUAACAAAAUUAAUUUGUUAAAUAAGUUUCAAAAAAUAGAAAAAGCGUUAAUAAUAACUAAUUCACUAGAAAAAAGAAACUAAAAAUUUUAUUUAAUAUAGAUGGAAACUUUACAAGAAAAAGCAGAAACACUAACUAAAUUAUUUGCAGCAUUAGAAAUCCAUCUAAAACUCUAGAAAAUAAUAUAAUAGAAAAUAAUUCAGAUAAUGAUGACGCAGAAGUAAUAUAUGAUUUUUCUUCAAAUGAUGAACACCCUUAUUCAAAUCCAUAUAGAGAUUCACAACACAAUUUUGGAUUAAAACGAAACAAUCAUAUGUUGAAGAUGAUUAUCAAGGUUAAUAUAUUUAUGGACCACCUUCAUUAGAAAUUUUUUUUUUAUAUAGACAAGGAAUGGUCAAAAAUAAACAAAACAAAUGGGAAAAAAUACCUCCACAAUAUAUACCUAAACUAUUUACUUUUCCAACAAAUUCAGAUAUUCUUCUUAUUGAUUGUGAGCAAAAUCCCGAAGCAAAAAUUCAAGAAUGGAGUAAUAAAAUGGGAAUUCAAAUUCAACUAACUGAAGAAUUAAGAAAUCUACAUCCAAAAAAUUUUCUUAAUUAUAUUAUACAUAAAACACAGGGAAAUGCAUAUCGUUUCCUUUCAUCUCUCGAUGAAACAGAGACGAUGAUGAUAGCAACCACUGAUGCUAUAGAAACAUUUAAAAAUGUAUUAAAUCGGCUUAUUCAAGAAUUCAUAGGAAAUCAAAUAGAAGAUAAAACAUCUCAAGAAGCUUUUCAAUCAGAAUCAUUAUGGCAUCUAACUAACUUACGAAUUUGUAACAUGUGUUAUUUAGACCCAUUUAUAUGCGAAUAUUCUGAACAUUAUUAUAAUCUAGAUUUUACUAGAAAAAAGAUAGCAUUAGACAUGUUUUACCAAAAAUUACCAUCAUUAGUAAGUCAAAAUGUAAUAAAAGAUUUCCAAGAAACAUUACAACAAAAUAAAAUUGCAGAUACCUUAGGAGCAAGGAUAAAUAUAUUAAAAGCAUGGAUGCAGAAAAAAUGUUUAGAACAAAAAACAACACAAGAUGCAAGAAUUGAUUUAUGCUGUGAUACCUUAUCUAAUAAAGUUAAUCAAUAUGGUUGUAAAGAUAAUAAAAAGCAAAAAUAUAAAAAGAAAAUUUGGAAAAAACAAACUUAUAAACCUAAAUAUAAACAAUAUUAUAAACAAGGUGAAAGAAAAUAUUUUCGAGAUAGAAAACAAUAUAAGAAAAAAUAUCAAUCUAACACAAAUUACUGUCCAUCUAAUAAAAAAGAUUGUAAAUGUUGGAUAUGUCAAGAAGACGGACACAAAGCCUACGAAUGUCCAAAAAAGGCUAAAACAGAAAAAGAAACAAACUUAUUAAAAAUUGCAUAUGAUCUCGGGUAUGAACCUAUAGAAGAUUCAGGAAUAGAUUCAGAUAUAGAUAUUUAUGCAUAUACAACUGAUACUGAUUUUGAUUCAGGUAAAUAGUCCUAUGAAGAAAGCAUUAUUGGGUUUAGAACAUGAGGGAAACCUCAUAUCUAACCUAUCCAAAGUGUACAUUGCUAAAACAUAUAUUGGUAUGAAAAUACCAUCCAAAGUAAACAAUGAUAAAGUAUACAGUGAUAUGAAAAUAUCACCAAAGCAUACAUUGAUAUGAAAAUUCUCAUAUCAUCAUUUAAAAUAUUAAAAGCAAACAAAAUUCAGCAAUUAUUCAGGUACCCAAAAGACGCAAAUAUUCAGUCAGCAGAUAUAUUGAAAUGGAAGCCAUCAUGAAGCAAGUCAAACACCUGUUCAGACAAAAAGAGGAGCAAGAAGCAUCAUUAAUCAGAAAGCUUGAAGUACUCAAACGUGAAAAAAGCAACUACAACAAACAAUACAAAUUCUAUAAUCUUAUUCAGCAUCUAAAGAAGAAGCAGCCAGCAGCUCAACAACAAAGCAACCAAAAGAAGAAAUUCAAGAAAUGUCAUCCGAUGAAAGUCAACCACAAAUAGAACUCGAAACAGAAAAACAAACCAUGACGCCAAACCAGGAGGAGUAUCAACCACUACAAGCAGAUUAGAAAAAUAUAAAGAAAUGGUACGUAAUUUUCAACGGAGAAAACAAAGGAGUAUAUGACGAUUGGGGAAUCGCCAGUUCAUAUAUUCUUGGAAAAAAUAUCAUUCACAAAAGUUACAGAACGAAAUGAAGCAGAAACCGCAUACAACGAAGCAUACAAAGCAGUAAUAAAAGAUAACGUUGAAUGUUCAAAAACAGUUCUCCUAACACCACAAAAACCUAUAUCCGGCUUCACACCACAAAAGCAUGUAUCCAUCCCAAGAUCCCUUAACCAAUUAAAUGCAAAAAUUGCCCUUGAAUCCAUUCUAUCAAUCAAAGAAAAAGAUGCCAUGAAAAAACCAUCUGCCAAAAAAUUUGCCAAAUUAUGGGACAACCUCAUUUCAUACACCGAAGUCCAUUCCUUGAUGGGCUUUUACCCGGUAGCCAGACGCCCAGGUCCUAAAGCAGUUUUCUUAGCCGACUUAUCAGAUCCUAUGACUUUAUGGGAUUAUUUUAUUCAUGGAUUCAUCGACACUAUCUAUCUAGAGGGCACCAAUUUACACUGCAUCAGCGAGUUCCCUUCUGCUGUGCAAACUAUCAUCAGAAAUUAUAAAAUACAAUUUGCAAAACAGGAAAGAGGAUUAUUCAUUAAAAUGCAUUCUAGCUAUCUAUAGAUAUGAUGUCUCUCACUCAAACUACAUUCCUUUGAACAUCCUUCUUGCAUAAAAGUUUCUAAUAUACACAUAGACUCUUAAUAUCCAACUCCCAAUUUGGAAACAUUUCCAUAUUUGCCAUAUGACAACUCAUUCUUAACAGAUUCCUAUCUAUUCAUAAUAAUGUCGAUAUGGUCCAUCCAAUACCAUACUUCCAACUACUCACAAGAGACCAAUCCUCAGCGAACUUUGGAUCGUCCUUUGAUAGUUGUUUAAUUAUUUUAGUCAAAACCGAUUCUAGUCCCUUUUCCCUCUUAAUGCGCUAGGCAUUUGGAAAAUUUUAGAAUGGUCAAAUAUUAUAGCAUUUGCAAUCAAUCCUAUACCAGAAGCGUAUGGGACACGAUGCAUAAUGUCUUACAUAAAGAUAUGAUACUUUAUCAAUCUUCUACCAAAAUAUUUUAUGUGUCACGUUCUCACUAUUUAAACCAUGAAGAGGGAUGUCGUAAUCAUAAUAAAAAUUUGAGAACACACUAUGUAUCCUUUGACUAAAUUUAUUAAAAUUUCUCAAUGUAAGCUUUAGUUUUGAAAUGAAGUAAAAUAUUCUCUCCCUUAAUUAUAGCAAAACAACUUUUCAACCCCAACAACUUUGCAAAGUGAAUCUUUGUUUUCUAUAAUUAAUAUUGCUAACUUGCAAUACUUGCCAUAAAAAUCAUACAAAUAUGCUCCCACUAUCAUGAUGAUUAUUAUCAUAUAAGCAUAACAUUUAUGCUCCCACUAGCUUUGACAUGUAUUCAGAAAACAGCUGAACUUCCAGAAAACAAUACCUAUUGAAUUUAUGAAGUUCAUAUUUAUAAUACCAGAUGCUUCGAUAAGCCUUUAUCUAAGCUUCUUAAACUUAUACACCUAUGCCUUAGAUAGCUCAUAUGUGUGUUUAAACAAUUCAGAACUUAUAUCAAUAAGUCCCAAAUGUUAGACUAAUUGCCAAAUCUCACAAUUUGAACUAUGGAAAAGGAUGUCGUAACCAUAAUCAAAUUUGAGAAUACAAUUUUCACAAUUGCUAUCUUCUUAAAAUCUCUCUUAGUGAAAGCAUUUCCUCACAGUCAUUUUCAUGAAGGAGGAAAUCUUAUGACACUUAGAUUUUAGGGUGUAUGUGUUCCUAUCCAUGUGAAUAUGCUAAAACGAAGGUUUUGUGACAAAUCGAAAACCAUAUGGACUGAACUUUCUGUUAGGUUGAAACCCUAAUUGUGAUUUGAUGAACAAGAUGCGGAAAAUAAAAACAAACACAAAUAAUGAAGGGUUAUGUCGAAUGAUCACUCGAUUUAUUGAAUUGUGAGGAACGAAUUACACUUAAGAAAUAAGAAUCUAACUCUACAAGAAACCUCACGUGGCGGCUACAUUUUGCCUCACACUCCUAACCCUAAUAAUGAAUAAUACAUGACUAUUUAUAGGGAAAAGACAAGUCUUGGGCUUUUAACCUAGAAUUCAUCAAAGGGGCCCAUUGCCAUCAUCCAUGGAGUGCUUUGAAACCCUACAAUCUCCCCCUCAAAGUAUGGAAUGGAUGACAAUGCUUUAACUUCCAAAACAAGCAUCUAGCAAAUAAAAAGAUCUGCAACGAGGAAUAUAUGAAGCAAUCCACAAAUCUUGAUUCUUCAAUAGUCUUCAAACACGGGCUCUAGGAUAUAUAAAUCAAGCACUGAAGUAAUGUCUUUAAACUUCAUUUUCGAAUGUAAUCCUAAAGAAUCUUCAUGAAAACCAAACCCGCCAUAAAACCCAUCUCAGAACAAAGAGACUGAAUCACUUCUUGUCUUUGAAGAGCUCCCCCUCCAAGUCACAACGAUCUUCAAAUAAGCUAAUGAUAUAAGCCAUCAAAAAAUAUCAUGUAACACCCCAAACUUUAAGAUUCGUAACGCCACUUGAUCGAGAAAAUACAAGAAGUCGGAGAUAUAACAAGUCCUUAGCAGAGCUCGAUGAAGAACUCUUGCUGUAAAGGAUACUUCUCUGUAAAAACCUUAGUAGAGCUCGAUGAAGAACUUCUGUAAAAAAGCUACCUUCAUAAUUUUCCCACAAGCUUUAUCAAAAAUCUUCGACUUUGAAAAGUCACAAAUCCAAUUUCGAAUGGCCAUACCAAAUUCUCCCCCGAUUUAUAAUCAAAAACAUGAUUAUAAAGCCUUCAAAAGGUCAUGAGAAUGAUCUUGAAUGGAUAAAAAUUUACUAUGCUCCCCCGCGACAAAAGAUAUAAAAAAAAUCCGAAAAAAUCGUGAAAACUUGACGUUAAAAAAAAACGACUUUCCGAACCGCCAAGACUUGAUGGAAUCUUUAUUUUUCUGUUCACAAAAAAUAUGAGCGUUAAAGAAUCCAAAACUGUUCACCGGCCCUCAAUGUAGUAAUUUUUCUGAAUAUUGGGCCGAAACUGUCAUUUUCUGAAAGACAGGGGCUAGAAUGGUAAUUCAGCAUCAACAAACCCUUUUAUAUGUAACAAAAUCUGCAAAUGGUCGAAAACUGCCAAGGCAUGAAAAGUAUAGGGACCAGAUCGUUAAAUUCUUGAAGUGGCAGGGACCAAGAAUGAAACAUUAAGUCAUCUUCCCCAAUUUAAAGAACACGACUAGAAGAGAUGCUCGACCCCAAAAUUUAAAACACGCAGAUCACACUUUCGUUUCAAGCACAACCAACCGAACCAAGGUUCGUUUCAAGAUCGCCAUCUAUUCACGCGAACCGAACGUUCGGUUCGUUUCAUAUCAAGCUUCAUCAGGCGAAACCCCUUUCGCUUUCGGUUCAUCCUUCGUUCGCUCCAACCAUUAACAACCGAACCCAGUUUCAAAAGCAAAACCGAGCAUCCCGAUUAGAAUAAGGAGCGAAACCUUAGCCAAGCCGAAUUACAGGUUCGCUUUUGGUUCAUCUCCUAUUACAGUCCCAACAUAAACACACGAACACAAGAUCGAGGUUCAUUCCAUGAGCUGCUAAUGCGAAUCUCCCCCCUUUCGUUCCAAGUGCUAGCACCCGAACCCAAGUUCGCUUUCUGUCUUCCUUUCUUUCGUUCCAAGGCAACAAACAAACCCAAUCAUAGAUUCGCUUCAAUUUUGACGAUUAUACCCCAAAGAGAAGAACAGUAAACGAGCAUUCACAGGUAAGAAUUUCACAGCGAUUUUGACUUUUCGUUUGAUAAUUGUCCUUCCCAAUUGAUUUCCAAUUCCAGUUCCAUUCGUUUGCAGUGAACAUCAUCAAUUUUGACUUUUUGAUUUUGACUAUCGUAUGCACCAGUUAAGAUACCAGCGCUCUGACAGCCUAUGUUCCGACUAUCUUCAUAGCAUCGCACCAACUACCCUCGACCAUUUAACUCAAUUUUGACUUUUCUGUUUGACAAUUCAAAUUGAGAUUCAACGCAGUGUAUCAUAUGACUACAAAAAUUGCAUUCAACCAACACCAAGUCAAUACACCACAGAUCGAUUUCAUCUAUGAAUCAUUAGUAAUUUGAAGAAACAAAUGAAAUCGAGUCAAUCAGUAAGAACAAAAAAAAAACGAUGAAUAAAGAAUAAAGGAAUAACGAAUUCAAGAUGCGUCUUUUCCAGAUGGGUCGAUUAAGCCAAUCGAUAUUCAAACGCUUACAAACGAUAGCAUCGGUCAAUCAUCGAUUUGUUAAUUUUGACAGGCAAGGGAGAAUCAAAUUGAACACUGAAUGAAGAUGCAAUUGGAGACUCGGAUGCAAUAUUAAAGCCAAAGAAACUUGGAUCGACACUAAGCGAAUGGAUCAUGAACAGUGAAUCGGCCAAGGGAUUGGGCCAGAUCAAGAUAAAAUACGAAUGGAUCCAAAUGGGUCAAAACAAAUGAUUGAAAUCAACUGAUUUUUGGAUUAAGCAAUCACCAGAUCUAAGAUGAACAGAAGAACGAAUAAAAAAAAUCAGAUGAACAGUGAUGAACAGCAUGAAUUUCCAUGAGCAGUAGCUUGAACAAAAUAUUGAUUCCAUACCGCCAAAACACCAAUAAUCUUCAAUAUAUGUAGAAAAUCACCAAAUCAAGAACCGAUACUUCAAAAAUCAAUAGAUUUUCAAAGACCCGCUCUGAUACCACUUGUUAGGUUGAAACCCUAAUUGUGAUUUGAUGAACAAGAUGCGGAAAAUAAAAACAAACACAAAUAAUGAAGGGUUAUGUCGAAUGAUCACUCGAUUUAUUGAAUUGUGAGGAACGAAUUACACUUAAGAAAUAAGAAUCUAACUCUACAAGAAACCUCACGUGGCGGCUACAUUUUGCCUCACACUCCUAACCCUAAUAAUGAAUAAUACAUGACUAUUUAUAGGGAAAAGACAAGUCUUGGGCUUUUAACCUAGAAUUCAUCAAAGGGGCCCAUUGCCAUCAUCCAUGGAGUGCUUUGAAACCCUACACUUUCUUAAUCUUGAUUUCUUGUCUUAUGAUAACACGAGUGCCCACCAUGUCUUCCAAGUAGUUUAGCAACUUAUCCUUACAUAUCAAUGUACUUUCCAUCGAUCAAGGUGCUUUGUCUUUAUGAAUUCAAAUGAGAACUCAUAGAACUCACUUGCAUAAUUAACUCAAUUGGAAUGGCACAGAAAAAAAUAAUGUCAACACGAUAGGUUGUAAACCUCAAGUCGUGUGCUAGUGAUGAUCGAUAAGGUUUAUUCUUGAUUUGUUCUUGAACCUUUCAAGACCAUUAAAACUCCCACUGACUCCUUGACAUAUAAGGUUCUCUUAUCAAGAAACUUUUCUUGACAAACAAAUAUUCAAGAGUUAGUGUAGAUUUUAUCAAGACAAAACACUUCACAUAAUUUGUCCUAGUUGGUCUUUGUCUUAUCCAAGACAACACAUCUUACCAAUUUCAAAUGUGCAAGAAUAAGAAACUUUUUCCAAAUUCCACAUUUGUUGAGUGUUAUAAAACUUCUUAAGACUUGUCACUCAAUUCACAAUCUUGGAGUAUAACUCUAAGACUUGAUAUUGGAAUGAAGUAUGAUUGACUUCUUUAUUUAACCAUUUCCACAAUUCUCGAUUCCUCUUCUUAGACAUACAAAUGCACUAAGACUCACUUAGAGGAUCAAUUGAGAUAUGAUUCUUAAUCAUUAAGACUUAUCAUAAAACACAAUAAAAGGUACUCUCCCUUCUUCUUUGAAUAGAGAACCUUUUAUCUUUCUGCCUACUUGAUUCUUUUUUACUCGUUCUGCUAUUCAAUGAAACUCUUUCAAUCAACUCAGAAUUACACUUAAUCUUAUAAGUAUAAUCAUAUUUACUAAACUUUAGUAAAACAUGAUGAAUAUCUUUGUCACUAUUGUGGUGGACUUGAUCAGUGUACAACCUUGUGUACUUGAUCUCCUAGUCCUUCACUUGACACUUUGUCAAAGAAUUAUUCUAAUUUCCAAAUAUGAAAUUUCUCAUUCAUCACGCAACCAAGUUGUAUGAUUCCAAGUUUCUGUCCAAUUGAAACUUGGGCGAUGAGAAACUUUCCCUAUUUGGUGAAUUCUCGAGAUUUCCACAAAUAACAUAAUUAAGAAUCAAAUCCAUUACUGCUAAUAAUAGAAACCUUCAAACAUCAAUUUUUCAUGCACGCCAUUGCAAGGAUAAAUAAAUAAGAUAAAAUCAAAUUUUAUUUUAUUGCGGAAAAAUUUGUCCUUACAAUGCAAUUCAAUUGAAAACCUAUGUUAUUUCAUCCUUCUUAGCAGUCUAUUCUAACUCCAAGUAGUAGCUCAAGAAUCCAAUCUUCAAGCAAUGCGAUCGAAAUCCAUUUCUUCACGAUUAGAUUUAGCUCACUUUUUCCCUUAAGCUUCCUCUCUUUUCUUCGAUCUUACAAAACAUCAAAAUGUAAUCUUAUAACAUCAUGUAUUAAGAAUCUAGAAUAGGAACUUAAAAGAGUUAGUUAAUGGAUUUUACCAUAAGUAGAGCCAUAUGUCUUAACUCUCUUAUCUCUUAGAUCUCUCAGGUAAAUAGGGCAACUUCGUCUCCAAUGCCCCUUCUCUUGGCAAUAAAAGCAAAUGGACUCUUUUGGAAUGGCACAAGGAACUAUCUCAGAGUUUACCUUUUCUGGAUCUCCAAUGUCACCAUUUUCAAUGUCCAUUGAAGUUUGGGAGUUUGAUUCACCAGACAAAUUUGCUUAACCAGCACGCCAAAUCAUUGCUGAUUCAGCAGCUAUAAGCAAAUAGGUGAGAUCAAUGAGGGUCACGUCGUGAUCCAUCAUACAGUACUCUCUAACGAACUCAUUUUAUGAUUCAGGAAGUGAUUGAAAAACCGAGUACACAACCAACUUCGUGGGGAUGACAACACCUAGCAUACCCAACCUGUCAAUGUGUGAGUUCAUCUCUAAGACGUGUGCACACACAGACUUUCCAUCUUCGUGCUUACUUGCCAAUAGGGUUUGAGUGAGCUUGAACUUUUCAAGCCUUCGAUCACAUGGGUUAGGGAGAACAAUAGGAGGAGGUGGAGGAAGUGAAGCAUGAUUUCUUGUUCCUCGAUCAUAUCGUGGAACAUCAUCUUCAUUUGGAAAGCUUGUUCCAUGGGAUUUGGGAAGACCAUGAUUGUCAGAACUAGACAUCUACAAAACGGGAGAAAAUUUAAGUUAAGUUGAUUGAGUCCUUGAUGUAACACCCAAAUGAAACAUCAAGGCUAGGAUCCAACACAAUACUCUACAGCCUAGAAGAGGGAUGUUUUAAUCUAGUUGCAAAAUAUUUGAAGGUAGGUAAAUGACGAUUUACCAAUUUCCACCAUGAAAAACAAAAAAUGAAGUUUAAGUUUUAAAUGAAUUGAAACUCCUAGAUCUUUUGAGAUUAAUUGAACAUUUCAAUGGCAUGUUUCAUCUCGAUUAUGCCCUUCUAUUUGUGACUGGGAUGUCGAGGAUCACAAAUAAGGUGUGAAUAACCAUACGAAUCUACAUGGUGCACUCAAUGCUACUAUCACCUAAUCAAUGUGCCGGUUAACCACACACGCUCCAUUGAUCUAUGAUAAACAUCGAGCCACCCUUCGCUACCAAUUUCAUCCCCAAAUUAGUGUGCCGGUUAACCACACACGCUCUACUAACUUUUGACAAGGGUACGAAGUGUAAUUCCAUGGAUUAGCAUACAAUUUCACAUUUUCCUAAAGUAACUAUGAUUUGGGAAUUUGUAAAAACAUUUACUUACUUUGUAAUUCAUUAUACUUAUAAUGGAAGGUUUUUGUCCUAUCCUACCCGUUCGACUAACGACCCUCCACUAGUCAAGAGUGUAGUGGGUAAGAGUGGAUACCCAUUCAAUCGUCAUUUUAUAGGCAAUUUUCUUAAACACCCCUUAUAGACCAGCUUCGUGAAUGAGGCCUACUAACGGUAAGACUAACUCUUUACUCACAUAUAUAUAAUAGUAGACUUUUAAUGUUACAUAUAUAUAUAUAUAUAUAUAUAUAUAUAUAUAUAUGGUGUGUUUUACACUUUAUUAAAAUACUAGGUGGUUUUCAUAACUUUCUCUUUUAAUUAAACUUUUAAUUAAUUUAACAAAACCAUGAGGGUGUAAUUUGAACUUUUCAAAAUAGUAGGGUUUUACAAUUUAACAUUUCAAAAUUAAACUUUUAAUCAACUUUUAAGUUCCAAAACUUGAGGGCAAGUUUUGAAACAUUUCAAAACAUUAGGGUUUAGAAUUUAAAUAUAUUUCAAAAUAAAACUUUUAAUCAAAAAAUUUUAAUUCCAAAACUUGAGGGCAAGUUUUGAAACUUUUCAAAACAUUAGGGUUAAACUAUUUAAAUUUCAAAAACAAAACUUUUAAGUUCAAAUUUAAACUAUAAAGCAUAAAGGAAAAAAUUGAAACUUUUUCAUAAGAUAAUUCAAACCUAAAUUACAAAUAAUCAAUCUUUAUCUCAUAAAACAAAAGAUUAUCUAAAUUUUGACAAUUAUCUUCUAUUUUGGUAAGGAUAUUCACCCAAAAUCAAUAAAAAUCGGAUUUUAUGAAUCAAAAACGUUUAUGGUAAGUAUCCCAAGCCAAAACAGCGAGAAAAUCGCCAAAAAUUGCUGCCAGACUCGCUGACUCGUCGAGUCAGCACUGGACUCAUCGAGUACCCAGUGGACUCGUCGAGUUCAAUCAUGGACUUGGCGAGUCCAGCCUCAAAAUUCAAAAAUUUUCGUUUUUCAGAAAAUUUUCGAUCAAGUAAGCAUCAAAUUCACUAACAAACAGCCCUAGGCUCUGAUACCACUGAUGGGUUUUGAGCACUACAUCAAUCCUAUGGUGUACAUGAAAACCAUAAUAGCUUUGGUUCUAGUUUGUCUAAUGAACAUGCAAUUGAUUAUCCAAAGCCAUAAACCCUAGAUCUAACAUAUUAUAAACUAAAUUAGGGUUUAGAGAAUUACCUUUGAUUGUUAUAUAGCAAUAACAAUCAAUUCCUUGCUUUGAUUAGCUUCAGAAAGCUUAAUGCCUCAAGUAUUGCACCUCUAAUGGAGUCACAAACACCACUAAGCAACAAGAAUGAUUAGGAGAAGAGAAGGCACUCAAAAACGUCUGGAAACCCUAAUCCAAGUGUUAGCCACGUUUUUGGUGCCUAAGGGUUCCUUAUAUACUUAGGUUAUUAGGGUUUUGCACUUAGGAAACCCUAAUCUACCUGCUUAGGCCCUAAGCAGCCCAUGGACUCCUUUAAUGAUAUCCCUUGGACGAAUUCCUUAUGGUCUUCCCAUAGAAUUCGUCCAACCUAUAUUAUUAGGUAAUCCAUAGCCCAAUUGCAAUUAUCUUAUAAUUACAAAUCCAGUCCCUAAGUUUAAUUAAUCUCUUUUAGCCACAAAAUUAAUUCUUAAUUAAUUCUUGACUAAUAUUAAUUAAACAUUAUGAUUUCUUCUUUAAUAUAUUAUUCUCAUAAUAUAUUAAUAAAUCAUAAUUAAUCCUUUCUCUCCUUAAUUCAUCCUACAUAUUGUUAUGGUGAAGGAAACCUAAAAGGAUCAUGCUCAUAAUCGGGUCAAGUACACACCAAAAUAGUUAUGGACUUAGACACUAAUCCAACAGUCUCCCACUUUGAUAAGUCUAAUAACUAUUCUGCAUAACUUCAGAAACCGAUCAGCAAAGGUCAGACUUGCAUCCUGUCUUCUGAAAGACACAGAUCGAGACUGCUACGAGGAGGUUAGACACCCCUUCGGAGGCGUGGCGGUUGCUUGAUGGCUUGGGAGGAGUUUGUGACGAGGUUUCGGGCUGAGUUUGCACCAGUGAUUGAGGUCCAACAGUUAGCUAAGGAGUUUUAGGGCCUUCUCCAGACUACUGAUAUGGUGGCAGAGAUCGGUGCUAUGUUACAAGAGAGGGCGUUACUAGUUCCUCAGUAUGUUGUGGACAAGGAGAUGAAAAAGUAGAGAUAUCACGAGAUGUUGAGGAGCGAUAUCAGAUAGUUUAUGAGCAGAUCCAGUUACAAGACACUGGACGAUAUGGUGGUGCAAGCUAGAGUGAGGGAGAGUAACCCAGAUAUGGAGAAGAAGAGGAAGUCGAAUCAGGUUUAGAGUUCUGAGUGUUCGGUCAAGAGCCCUAAGAUUUUUGACUCGAGGCCGAGGGGUCAGCAGGGUCGGGUCUACUGUGGCAAGGCGCACGAUGGGGCAUGUAGGUGGGUGAUUCUGGCUGCUUUAAGUACAGUAGGACAGGUAAAUUUAGUAGGGAUUGCACUGCCACCACCACCAGCCAAAUAUAUAAUCUUAUUUGCUUCCAUUGCAAUCAGAGGGGCCAUAAGAAGGUUAACUGCCUGAGUUUAAUAGUUGGAGGACCAUUUGCAGCACCCGCGCCGACAACACUACAAAUUACUGAUGGCUGACAGGGCAAGGUAGAGAUGCCUGUUAUGAGUGGCAUGGCAUUUCAGUUGAUAGCUGAGGAGGCUCAUUAGGCACUAAAUAUGGUGAUACGUAUGUAUCUUAACCUUUUCUUUUCUAUUUAUGUUGAUUUUCCUACUUAUAUAUGUGUUUGUUUUAGGGUUGUUCCUUAUGAACAAUAUCUCUCAUUUGGUCUCGUUUCAUUCGGGGGGUUACCCGAUCCUUUGUAUCUCUCAUGCUUAGUAAGAGAUUUGUUGAUGCCCCAGGGGAACUAGAGUAUCCAUUAGAGGUUGAGAUUGCUAAUGAUCGACCUAUAUGAGUAUCGAGUGCUCAUCAGGGAUAUAUUUUGGAGUUAUUUAGUGAGUGGUAUCCGAUUGAAUUGGUUCAUAUUCCUCUGCAUGAGAGCAAGGUUAUUAUGGGGAUGGAUUGGUUGAGUCCCAACAUGGAAAUGAUUUAUUGUAAUUUGUAAGCAUCAGAUGGUAUGUAUUCGGAUCCUAAGUGGGGGAGAGUUAGUGAUUCAGGGAGAGGGUGUUCAGUGUGGACCCACUUUCUGUUUUGCGGCUUGGGCCAGGUGCUACCUUCAACAGGGUUGUUAUGGAUUUGCUGCUUAUGUGAUGGAUACUCGGGAGAAGGGUAAGGAAACUGCGGACGAUAUACCGAUUAUUUAGGAGUACCCGGAUGUGUUCCCUGAGGAUUUUCCUAGUGUGCCUCUAGAGAGGCAGGUGGAGUUUCGGAUUGACUUGGUUUCUAGUGCAACUUCGAUAGCCAAAGCACCUUAUUGGUUAACACUCCCCUAGAGAUGUAAGAGUUGUCUAUGCAACUGUAGGAGAUGUUAGACAAGGGAUUUAUUCGGCUAAGUAGUUCACCAUGAGGAGCGUCGAUCUUGUUUGUGAAGAAAAAGGAUGGGUCGCAUCGAAUGUAUAUGGACUACCAGGAGCUGAAUAAGCUAAGUCGCUUUGAAGGAUUGAUGAUUUAUUUGACCAACUUCUAGGUGCAUCUUGAUUUUCGAAGAUUGAUCUUUGUUCAAGUUAUCAUCAAAUGAGGUUCAGAGAGGAGGAUAUGCAGAAGACGGCCUUACAGACUCGUUAUAGUCAUUACGAGUUCAUAGUGUUUCCCUUUGGGAUCACCAAUGCUCCAGCCGCAUUCAUACAUUUCAUGAAUCACGUAUGCAAGCCUAUGCUGGACCAAUUAGUGAUUAUGUUUAUAAAUGACAUCAUGAUCUAUUCUAAGACCCAGGAGCAGCAUGAGGAGCAUCUGAAGGAGGUAUUGGAGACUCUUAGGAAGGAGAGGUUGUAUGCCAAGUUCUCCAAGUGUGAGUUCUAGUUGCACGAGGUUCAGUUUAUGUGACACCUUGUCAACCAGAACGAUAUUGUAGUCGAUUUGGCCAAGGUUAAGGUGACGAUGAGGUGGGAAGUUUCGAGGUCUCCAUCUGAGAUUCAGAAUUUCCUUGGAUUGGCGGGGUACUAUCAAAGACUCAUUCAUGAUUUCUCCAAGAUAGCGGUUCCUUUGACCAAGUUGACGAAGAAGACCAUCACGUUUUAUUGAGGGGCUGAGCAGCAAACAUCUUUUGAGACUUUGAGGUGGAUAUUUUAUGAGGCGCCAAUUCUGACCCUGCCAUAGGGUGUUGAGGAGUCUAUGGUGUAUGGUGAUGCAUCAAUCACGAGUUGGGUUACGGUACUGAUGCAGCGAAGUCAUUUGAUCGCUUAUUCUUCAAGGUAGCUGAAGCCUCAUGAGGCGAAUUAUCGUACGCAAGAUUUGGAUUUGGGGGCAGUGGUUUUAUGGGGUAGUGUUGUACUAUUUACAUGAAUCAGAAGAGUCCGAGGUAUCUAAUGGACGAUACGAAUUUGAUAAUGAGGUAGUAUGGAUGGUUAGAUGUGGUGAAGGAUUAUGAUUGUAAGAUCCUUUAUCACCUAGGAAAGGCCAAAGUGGUAGAAAAUGUUAUCAGUUGCAAGGCAGUUAGUAACCUGAUCAUGAAUGUGUGUUUUAGGAUGAAAAUGAUUACCCCACUCUUAGAUCAAAUUCGAGAGGCUUGGGUCGAGGCUAUGAAGAAAGAGCACCAGAAGAGUGAGCUCAUAGUAGGUUAGGUGGCUUCCUUUAGUUAUGAAUGAGGGGGAUUAUUGACCCUUCAUCGUAGGGUGUGAGUUCCCUAUUGGUGUGGUACGCAUCGGGUUUUGAUGGACGAGGCACACAAGUUUAGAUUCUCUAUUCAUCCCGAGGCAACAAAUAUGUAUACAGAUCUCCGAAUUGACUAUUGGUGGCCAUGUAUGAAGCGAGAAGUGGCCUAGUAUGUGGAGAGGUGCUUGACUUGCCACAAAAUCAAGGAUAGGCAUCAAUGACCUCAUAAAAAAUGGUGUCGUUGGGUGUUCCCGUUUGGAAAAGGGAAGAGAUUAUGAUGGAUGUUAUCACCAAUUUACCUCGGACAACACACGGGGUGGAUUCAGUUUAGGUCAUCAUGGAUCGAUUGACCAAGAGUGCACACUUUAUCCCAAUCCAUGAGAGUAUUCAGCUGAAAAGCUGGCCAACAUCUACAUUCGAGAAGUGGUCGCACGACAUGGGGUGUCGGAUUCUAUGCUCUUUGAUAUGGAUAAUCGUUUUACUUCCAGGUUCUGAAAGAGAUUCCAUAAGGAGUUGGGUACUCGUCUACAUGUCAUCACGAAUUUCCACCUACAGACUGAUGGUCAAAGUGAGCGGACUCUCCAGACAUUAGAGGACAUGCUGCAAGCAUGUGUACGGGAUAUUAGUUGUAGUUGGGAUAAGUAUCUUCCUUUGGUGGAGUUUUCAUAUAACAACAGUUAUCACUGCAUCAUUGAUCGACCUCCUUUUUAGAUGCUCUAUGGGAGGAAGUGUAGGACCCUGAUAUGUUAGGGUAGGGUCGGACAGCAAGUUAUGGCGAGUAUGGAGGUGGUACUCAAGACGACGGAACUGAUUCAACAGGUUUGCGACAGACUUCAUACAACAUGGAGUCGACAGAAGAGUUACGCAGAUAGGCGCCAUUCAGACUUAGUUCUAGGUUGGGGACAUGGUACUCCUAAAGGUGUCACCUUGGAAAAGUGUCAUCCAAUUUAGGAAGCGAGGUAAGCUAAGCCCUAUGUAUAUUUUUAUUUUUAGGGUGAUAUCCCUGGUGGGCAGGGUUUCAUAUCGAUUGGAUCUUCUAGAGGAGCUCAGUCAGAUCCAUUGUACUUUUCAUGUUUCUCAACUGCAUAAAUGUUUGGUUGAUGAUUCCAUAAUGGUUCCUUUGGAGGACAUUCAUGUGGAUGAUCGCCUGAAUUAUAUUGAGAGACCAGUGUCGAUCCUUGAUAGGAGGACGAAGACUCUACGGAACAAGGUUGUAGAUCUGCUGAAGGUGCAGUGGCAACACCGAAAGGGUUUGGAGUAUCCGUGAAAGCCUAAGGACGAGAUGAGGGAGCACUACCUAGGGUUGUUUGCGGUAACAGACUUCAAGGACAAAGUAUAAUCCAAGUUAGGAAGAAUUGUAACACCUGGAUUCCAGGUAUUUCUCAUUUUGAUCCUUGGUAUUAUUUUAGUUUGCAAAUUUGGUCCUAAGGGACGUAAAGUGAAAUUUAAGGGUGGGGCGCGUACAUCGGGUAUAGUCCUAGUUAAGCAUCAUUAUGGAGCUUGAGGCUACCCUCUCAUCAACCUCCUUACCCAAGAAGAUAUCCUACAAAACCCUAGUCUCUUUUGAGUGUUCUUGAGCCUUAUAGUGAUCUUGUGGUAUUUUUUUGGUGGUUCUUGGUGGUGAAGGAAGUUCCUUGAAGAAGGAGUGGAUCCAAAUUCUACAUAUUCUUAUGCAUCUUUAAAAGUGCAGAGAUUUCCCAGAUCAGCAGUCCGAGCAUUUAUCUAAUUUUUUAGCAGAUUGAGGCCCCGAUGAUACGCAGGGCCUAAUGAGUGUGUUGGGCGGGGCUCGUCGCAUGUUACUGACAAAUAUGUUCUGGGUGGGGCUCAACGUCGGGCGAGGCCUGAAGGUUGUCGAGAAAGGCACAUAGUACCUCCAGUUCGAAGGGGAAGGGCUCGGGAUGAUCACAAUGCACACACACCAUGAUUAGCCGCUGUAUUGACUCUGAUGUAUUUUGGAUGAUUAUUGAUAUACUACGAUUUCCUUAUGGUUUUGAUAAACACGCUUGGUUGAUGAUUUAUUUAAUAUAAAAACAAAAUUUUUG